Molecule: messenger RNA, 1426 nt
Organism: Mercenaria mercenaria
Lineage: Eukaryota; Metazoa; Mollusca; Bivalvia; Venerida; Veneridae
Product: non-homologous end-joining factor 1-like
Exons: 8
Coding region: 237-1283 (348 amino acids)
Biological process (GO): double-strand break repair via nonhomologous end joining
Cellular component (GO): DNA ligase IV complex; nucleus
Molecular function (GO): DNA end binding
Source: RefSeq, a predicted model, not a curated record
GUCAUUUAAAUGGCGGAUAUUUUAAUGGAUCUUAGGAAAACUUACGAAUACAUGAUUACUAUAUAUUUUUUUUUCUUUCACAUCUCUGUAUUUAGUUGAUUUCUGCUCAAUCUAAGGAAGACGGUUUCCGACGAAAUGUACGGUAUGGUACGGGUAUUGACAACUACCGAUUGUUUACUGCGGAAGCAAGUACUUUCACUUCACAAUUUUAUGUUUUUGAAGUUUUUGUUAAAAAAAUGACAACAGAAGUCGAAUGGAGAAGGAGAUGGAAACCAGAUUUAGAGGCGUUCCCUUGGCAACCAAUCAGAGUUGAUGGUAGCACAUACCUUUUGAAGUAUAUGUUUACAACAGACAGUUACAAAGUGUUACUGACCGAUUUGGCAAAUUUUUGGCAUGAGGAGUUAGCAGACCAGGCGUUGCAAAAGAGAAUCAAGAAAUUGAACCCAGGGAUUGAAGCACCUGUUACAAGGAUUUUAGACCAGAUUAAAGGUGUUCUUGACAAAACACAAGAUGAUCCUAACACUUCAAUUAAGUUGUCAUUCAAGCGUGAAGCAGACAGUGAAGAGAGGAAGGUGAUGCUUGUUCUUCAUUCAGAGCUGGCAGGAAUGCCCUUUAUAUGGAAUUUCCAGUGUAGACCUGCUGACAAAUCUAUGGGUUCAGAACAUUUGAUACUACCUCUAAUGGCGAUGGUGGGUGAACUGACGCGCCGACAACAAGAACUCUUCAAGAUUAUCCAGGGCAAAGAUAAACAGAUUGAAGACUAUAAGUCACAAGGGGCAAAGUGUACUAGAAAGCAUAUUGAGACACCAGCAUUUGUGGAGACUGCUUUUGAAAUGAAUAUGAUGACAUCAAAGGCAUUUGAGCAGCAGAUUAAGGGUAUAGAACUUAAGACAUUUGAUGUAAAGACUCAGGACCUUUACAGACAGAUCAUGAGCAAAAGAGCUUGGGUGAACAGAUCUCCAACUAAAGCUACAUCAGAAGAUGAAAGCUUGCUAGAUGAUAUGAGCAGUGCAGAUGAUAGUCGAAGGACGUCCACUGGUCAGUCUUGGGGCAACUCUCGUCUUCCACCAUCUCUUCAACAGUCCAAAUCACCAACAAAAUCACCAGCAAAAUCACCAAACAAAACACCAAGUCCAUCCAAAUCAUCAAAUAACUCCACACCAGAGACAUCACCUGUAAAGGACACAGAGCUUUUACGUCGCCAGGCAUUGGAAAGGAAACUAGAAUUAGAAGAAAGCAAAAAGAUGGAAAAAGCAAAGAAAAAGAAGAAAAUUGCAUUUUAAUAAACAGCUUAAAACGACUUUAUUAACUUUUUAGAAUAUGCAGCAGUUUCUCUAUAAAUUCUUUAAAUUUAGUGAUGAAAUGGCAGUAUGCUAAUGAAAUAUUUGAUAUUUAUAUUGUGCUAAAUAUAGACAGAUAGAUCUUU